AUGGAGCACAACGACUCAUCACUUUCAGAAAGACCUGCGAAAAGGGUCCGACAGGCUUGCGAACCAUGCAGACGCAAGAAGGCCAAAUGCCCCGGAGAGCAACCGGUCUGCUCACUGUGUGCUAGACUACGGCAGGAAUGCAUCUAUGCAGAGGAAAGGCGUCGGCUACAAGCUUCAGAGGAGCCUGCACGGCCUAAUCUAUCUGGCCAGGCAACUCCUCAGACCUUGGAAGAUCGAUUGCGGAGCUUGGAAGGAAAGCUGGGAGUUGUCAUUGAUCAUCUCGGUGUCAGUUCCAGAGGAAACCUACCGGUGGCGGGUACCAGUCAACUGCCUAGUGGAACUACUGCCGCUCGCUCAAGUGCAUCCGUGAUUUUACCUCCUUGGGAUGAAAUUGUUCCUCUGGCGGAGCUGUACUUGUUGUAUUGCGAGUCCCAACCUCUACCCCUGUUUCAUAGAAGCAGCUUUAUCGGCAGCAUUCAAACAAGGGAUAUCGAAAUCAUUUACGCCGUCUUAGCCUUGAGUCUGCGGUUCUCUAAUUCGCACCGCAAUGUCCAUGCCCUCUCCGAACAGGUCAACAGCUAUGCUGAAGUGGCACGUGGGCUGGUCAUGAAACGAGUUUCCGAAGGCCCAGUAGAGGUCUCGACUCUCCAAUGCCUUUGUCUAUUGAGCUUGGUUGACUUUACGAACGGCAAUACGCAUCGCUCUAGCAUCCACAGCAGUCUUGCCAUGAACCUCGCCCAGUGCGCAAAUCUCGGGCUAGAGCCCCGUUCACCGCUGAGUAGUAUCCAGCGAGAGGAACGCAGACGCUGCUUUUGGAGCAUAUGUCUGCUGAAAAGACUACAUGGCGGCGACUUCACGAUCGAUAUUCCCGACGGAGGAGGCCCAGCCUACCCGCAAAGUCUAUCACGACCCGCGCGAAUGCUCUCCCCAGGUCCCACACCCCCGGAUACACGGAGAAGUGAUAUCCAAGACCAAGGCAUCCUCGCCUAUGUCAUCAUGCUGAGCGAGGCCUUUGCACGGACGGCCCGAUAUGUCCGGCUUCGUGGACGACCAAGCAAUGUACCCCCCUGGUCUCCGCACUCAGAGUACUCAAAGAUCAUCGCUCUGCAGAUGGACCUGGAGACGAAGAUGCCUCUCACGCAUCGCUUCAAACCGGCCAAUCUCAGUGAUAGAUCUCGAGAAGAACUCCAAGCUCAUCGCGAGUACUGGGGACCCUGGUUUCUGAAUCAAUUCAUGUACCACACCAUGCUUUGUCUGCUCAACCACCCACUCCUCCUAUCGCUCAGUCUACGCACGUUCCGAAGUACAAUCCCCGAGAUCUUCCUCCAGCAUACAUCCGACUUGAUCUCCUCCCACACCACCUGGAUCAUCCAUUUUAUCAACUACUUCGAAGAAAAGACCUUCUUCGUCUCAGACCCUUUACUAGGAUACAGCGCCGCCGUCGUAGCAACCAUCGAACUCCAGCUCAGUUUCACAGAAAACCCAACAAUCCGCGACCAAAAGCGCGACCGCUUCACCAAAUGCGUCAAAUUCGUCCAACAAAUCGGUGAACAAUGGCCUCACAUGGCCCGCCUCGCACAAAGACUCCAACACCUCGAAGACGCAGUCUCAGCAACCUACCAAUCCGACCCAAACGCCCAAAACCAAAGCCUCCUAAUCGACCUAUCCCGAUUCUGGGAAAUCCUAGAAUACUCAUCAAAUAGCGACGCCGAUUCCGCCCGCCGUCUUUUCGGCGACUCACUCUACGCAGGUCCCUCAACUGCAAACCCAGAAGUCUCGCAGACGUCGCCUUUACCUGCGCCGACUCGCAUUGGUGAAGAGAGACCGGCUAGUUUACAGUCGCCGGCCGGAGGCUUUGCGGGUAAUGGUAAUGAGGGUGGGUUUGCGGAGUAUUCGGGGAAUUCGUUGGUUUCGCCCCAGCAGCUUACGUUGACGAAUGAUGAUUUUUCGAUUCUGGCGACGAACUUUUUCUCGCAGGGGCAGGAGUUUUUGAGGGGUGGGGAUACUUGGACUAAUAUUGGGAAUUUUUAG
Messenger RNA from Penicillium subrubescens, 2031 nucleotides. RefSeq lists its product as uncharacterized. Gene Ontology annotation, molecular function: DNA-binding transcription factor activity, RNA polymerase II-specific; zinc ion binding; DNA binding. The record is from RefSeq and is a predicted model, not a curated record. Gene Ontology annotation, biological process: DNA-templated transcription; regulation of DNA-templated transcription. Gene Ontology annotation, cellular component: nucleus. The transcript has 5 exons. Bases 1 to 2031 code for a protein of 676 amino acids. NCBI's taxonomy places the organism in Eukaryota, Fungi, Ascomycota, Eurotiomycetes, Eurotiales, Aspergillaceae.